GCCCUGCGCGCUGCGCUGAGGGCGGCCGCGCCAUGGCGGAGCUGCGGGAGCUGGACUGCGGCGCGCUGCGGCGGCUGCUGCGGGAGGAGCGCGGCCCGUGCCUGCUGCUGGACUGCCGGCCCUUCCUGGCGCACAGCGCCGGCCACAUCCGCGGCGCGCUCAACGUGCGCUGCAACACCAUCGUGCGGCGGCGCGCCAAGGGCUCGGUCAGCCUGGAGCAGAUCCUGCCGGCCGAGGGCGAGGCGCGCGCCCGCCUGCGCGCCGGCCUCUACGCCGCCGUGGUGGUCUACGACGAGCGCAGCGCGCGGCCCGAGGCCCUGCGCGAGGACAGCACCACGGCGCUGGUGGUGCGCGCGCUGCGCAGGGACGCCGCCGGCCGCGCCGACCUCUGCCUGCUGCAAGGUGGCUACGAGAGGUUUCAUUCAGAGUAUCCCGAAUUCUGUGCAAAGACCAAAUCUCCCGCAACUGCAUCUCCAGUGCCCUCUGUGGAUGUUCUUGAGCAUGGGUGCAGCUCCUGUGGUACCCCACAGCAUGAUCAGGGUGGCCCAGUAGAAAUCCUUCCUUUCCUGUAUCUUGGCAGCGCGCUUCAUGCUGCAAGGCGGGAUAUGCUGGACACUUUGGGAAUCACAGCUUUGUUAAACGUUUCGUCGGACUGCCCGAACCACUUUGAAGGACAUUUUCAAUAUAAAUGCAUACCGGUGGAAGACAACCACAAAACGGACAUCAGCUCCUGGUUCAUGGAAGCCAUUGAAUACAUAGACUCUGUGAAGGCGUGCCACGGCCGGGUCCUGGUGCAUUGCCAAGCUGGCAUCUCUCGCUCGGCUACCAUCUGCUUGGCCUACUUGAUCAUGAAAAAGCGAGUGAGGCUGGAGGAGGCCUUUGAGUUUGUCAAGCAGCGCCGUAGCAUCAUCUCUCCCAACUUCAGUUUCAUGGGACAGCUGCUCCAGUUUGAGUCCCAGGUGCUGGCCACAUCUUGUGCCGCGGAGGUUACCAGCCCCUCGGGGAUGCUGCGGGAACGGGGGAAGACCACUCCCACAUCCCAGUUUGUCUUCAGUUUCCCAGUUUCGGUGGCAGUGCACGCCACUCCCAGCAACCUCCCUUUCCUACAUAGCCCCAUCACCACCUCCCCCACUUGCUAGAGUUGGUGGCCACGGGUCGUACCCUGGCACAGAACAAUUUCUCAUAGCCCCGUCGGCCACAGAUUAACUGCAAUAAAGUACUCUACCCACCCAACAGCAGUUGGAAUCCACCCAAAGACGGCGCGAUUACCGUGAAUGUUGUGGCCGGAACAGAACCGGGGGCGGGGGGGGGGAGUUCUAGUGUGUCCUUGUUUGGGCUGUCUUACCUCAUUUUUUAAAAAAAAACUUGAAGUUGUGAAAUCCUUAAAAAUAUAACGGGGGGAGGUUGUGGUGUGGGGGGAGGGGGCCUGUUUGGCCUGCUUUGGUUGCCGCUGUGCCCUUGGCUGUACAUCCGGAGCUGCAGCGCCGUGUUCAUCCGAGUCCUGUUCAGCUGGACAGACGAAGGUUUUGAUGUGCUUUUGCGCCUUGUGCCCCCAGUUACGAUGCAUUAUUUACCUGCAACUACAGCUGAAUCGGGGGGGCAGAGUUUUCUGAAGUGCCUGGUUUUGAUUUGGUGGUGGGUUACAGAUUCCAAAUAGUUACAUUUUUUUUUUAAACAAGCUCAGGUUUGUUGAAAGGAAGAGAUGUACUGGCUGACUUAACUGCCAAUCCGCUUUCAGGAUCUGUAAAUGUUGCUGUUGACGAACAUUCGACAUAGUUUUGAUCACAUCAAACAUGGGUCCCAUUUCCAGACGUUUUUCUUGAAGAUGAGGAACUAAUGUCCUCCGUAUUGAGGCAUUCUCUCACACUUGGAGUUUAGGGGUGAGCCUGGGUAGAAAAAGGUGUUGUUAUUGCUCGUGAGGAGUAAACCGCCUUCCUUCUCUCUGAGCUGAAAGCCCAGCCUGUUGCAGGUGCAUCUGUAUACAGACCUUCCUGAACCUGUGGUCUUCUCAAGCAAGAGGAAAAGACACAAUUCGAUGGAUCUUAAAAGCAACACUCAAACUCCCGGGUGUGCUGCCAUAACAGCACUGCCACUCUGAGUAUUUUAAGCACCAUCCCUGAACGACAAGCUCUACUGCCGCAGGGACUUUAAGCUGCCUAGUUUCCUGGUAAGAAAGGAAAGGUCGGGAAUGAAGUAUACAGAAAACUCUCGCCCAGACCAUCUUGGCCUCUAUGUAGGCAGCCCGUCAUGCAGCAGGACUUGAAGGGCUGGAUCGAUGUCUCUGGUCAUGCUUAGGAGAGACAAGUUCUUUCUGCAGCCGAGAGCUGUUAGGGUCAGGGUCUCCCCCCAUCAGCUUGACCCCUCCAGGGCUGCUUGCCUCUGCUUCCAUGAAGCCAAUAGGCCAGGGAAGGCGGCUUUGAAUAACAUCUCUAGUUUGGCUGAUGGUUUGUGCCUUCCCGCUCAUUGUGAGCGCAUGAGGUGCAGUUCGUUGUGGCUUCCAAGGGGAAUGAUUUUGUUACGGGUUGCCCCAUUUAGCCUCAGUUGCUCUAAGUGCCAUAGAAUACAAUCUAUUUUAAUGCUCCUGUAUUUUGGGAGGAAAUAAUAGCUACUCUGAUGUGGAAAUGAGUUCUGGGAGGUCUUCAGAACAGAAUUCUGUGAGUAUGUAACAGGAAAGCUUUUCCGCCUAUGAUUUGACAGCGUAGUGGUAUGUAGAGGGUGAUCCGCUUAGGAGAGCCCUGCGCAUGCCGCUGAACGACUUAAAGAGUAUAGAGUGAGAAUGUUAAAAAUGGGGUCUGAUGGCUUAGAAAACAAGGUCUGUUGAGUUCAGCAUUCUGUUCUGAACACUGCCCCACCUCUGGAAAUUCCGGCAGUAGCAUUGCCGCACUCUUGUAUCCUGUCCCAGAGAGAGACUGCUCUUGAAGAGACUGCUCCGUGGACUUGUCCAAGCCGUUUUUACGGGCAGCUGUCGUCAUACCUUGCAGUUCUGGAGUGGAUCCUUGUGAGCUUUUUGCUUGAUCUUGCCCAGGUGCCCCCUUACUGCCGUUCCCGUUCUGCUUAGCUUUUCUGUGAGCUGCAGCACGGCCUUUUCAGUCGUCCAAAGGGGCACCUCACUGAGGGUCCAACACAGUGAAGGAUCUAAACGAAUUUUGUUGUGAGCAGUUGAGCUCCCCAUUUACAACCCUGACUCUCUUGGCAAUCGCUUUCAAAAACGGAAUCAUUCAUCAAAAGUACUAGCUGUAAUGUUAGGGGAUAUAACUCUUGUUAACUCAUAAGAGUGAUUUUUUUUUUUGUCCUAAUCCAGUUGUUGCAAGAAAAAGCCCUCUUAAGACUGUCAUUUUUCUGAAAUAUUUCCAGUUUGGAGAAGAAAGAACAACUUGCAGGCUUUUGCAGCCCUUGGAAUCAGCUCCUGCAAAAUUCUGGAACAUUUGAAAAGCAGUUAGGGAAAUAAGGGAAGCAGCAGUAGAGCGGUAGUUCUGGCAUUUCUAAACUGAAUCGACACAAAUCCAUAGCAAACAACGUUCGCCAUCUUUCUAGGGAGAGGAAUUCUGAGGGCAGAAUUUCCCACCUCUGGAAACAGCAUUUAAACAUAAUUGCAUCCUGAGGCUUGGAUCCAGCCCUUCCAGGGAGGCAGGAGUUGAGGAAUGUGUGUGCGUGGAAUCUGCAGAAGGGCUUGUAAUUGGCCACGAGCCUUGGGAGGGCAGCUUUAACCUGGGAGCCCUCCUUUUCAUCCUUAAGGUAAGAGACCGGCCCUUCCACUUUUGCGCUCUUCUCCUGCCCGGCCAGGAUUGGUUUUUGCAAGGUCCCCCCUGCAACCCCCCCCCCCAUUCUUUACUUGGAUUAAUAAAGGACAAAUAAAACUUCCAGAAAUCCUACAUGAACUGAGAAGUUCUCAUACUUUGUGAUGUGAAGCAGGCCAGGCAAUAGGGGCCAGUCCCUGGCUGCGCUGUUCUUCCCUCUGUGGCUGGGCACUGCCCUCUGAGCCACCAGCCUGGCCGCUUGCAGGGGGCACAGUGUGACCCACACGACAACCUUGAGCCUCCUCUGGUAUUGUUUGCUAGGUGCCUCCAGGAGACUGGAUGGCUUUAAUUCUCUCACCGAGGGUGUAGGUGCCAAGAGGUUGCGGUUUUCCUUGGCUUGUGGCAGGAAAGAGUCCAUUCACACACCCCAGUCUGCUGUCCCAGGUGCAGGUUUCAUCCGGCCUCAGGGCAAGGCUAGGUCCAAGCCAAAGGUUUUAACUGCUGUUUCAGUGCGAUGGCUUUUCAAGGGAGCUCAGGGCAUGCCUAAUAGAGAGGAAUGCAAAACCCUUCUUGAGGAGUUGGGCUGAGGUGUUUUGCAAUGUUUUUGGCCUUACUCAAAACUUCUAGUGAAGUCCUCAACAAUUACAAGUUUGCCUCUUUGAAAUAUAAAUAUGUGAAAACUGGAAGUCUGUAUCUGGAAGCCUGCAUCUUCACAUUUUAAAGAAAAGGCUUUAAAAAUAUUCCCAUUAAUUGCAGGUUUGUGCUUUUUAAACCUCACCGCAGUAAACGUCAUCCCAAGAACUGCUGUAAGGAAAGCUUUAGUUGAAGCGUUGACUUAGCAAUAGACUCGUGAGGUAGCCCAACUGAGGAUUUACCAGAGACUGUCUCUCUUGCCCGCCCCCCCCCCCCAGCCAGCUUUUAAUACCAGGAAAACUGGUCCUCAAAACUGAGGGAAGUAGUACCUUUAAAAUGGCCUUUCGGUCCUGAGCACUGAUGAGCCCCCAGAAAGCAAAACCAGAGCUGUUUUUCUUGGCCCUCCAAAGGAACUGACUGGUCACUGUGUGAGACAAGACACUGGCCUGGGUGGACCAAGGGUCUGACGGAGCAGGGCUCAUGCGUCCUCCAACCCCCCUCCUCAAUAUUUGCUUGUCUGCUAUGACGAGGGGGGAGGCGGGGGGCAGGAUUGAACUGCAGGGCUCUAGGCUGCCUUCUUGCAGGCCGCCUCUGAGUGUCCAGGCAGGCCUGAUCCUCCCCUCUGUUGCCAAAAGACGGGAGUCUCAAUCCUCCUCUUGGGGGGGGGGGUGCUUUGGCUCCCUCCCUUACCUUCACGAUUGACCUUUUGAUACAAAGGACCCACACCGUGCAACGUCCGCAGUUCCCACCUCUUUGUACUUGUAUUUUUACAUAGGGUCCCCCCUCUGUCUCUAAACGUGUGUUUGAUUAUUGUGUGUGAGAUUUUUUUAGAUUAUGAAUAUGUUUUAAUUUAUUGGCCAAGAAGGAUCAUUUGAAGAAAAAAUAAAUACAUUUCCAGCCA
Messenger RNA from Eublepharis macularius, 5271 nucleotides. RefSeq names its product dual specificity phosphatase 4 (gene DUSP4). The transcript has 4 exons. Lineage: Eukaryota; Metazoa; Chordata; Lepidosauria; Squamata; Eublepharidae. The coding region runs from base 33 to 1139 and encodes 368 amino acids. The record is from RefSeq and is a predicted model, not a curated record. Gene Ontology annotation, cellular component: nucleus; cytoplasm. Gene Ontology annotation, biological process: negative regulation of MAPK cascade; endoderm formation; protein dephosphorylation. Gene Ontology annotation, molecular function: MAP kinase tyrosine/serine/threonine phosphatase activity; protein tyrosine/threonine phosphatase activity.